AAAUCCGACCGCGACGACAAUGGACGCCCAUAGCAAUAUCGCUACCAGCGCCCCGGAGGACCAAAACAUUCCAGCUAAUGCGGCAGAGGACUAUCUUUACAAAUGGAGGGCCGAAUCCAAUGCUCAUAAUACGGCUGUAGCUACCAUCUGUGGCAGAGUCAAGCAGUUUCACGCCCGCCAGCAGCCUUUCCGGAUCUACCAUGGAUCGACUAACAGCACGCGACCAUCCGACCGGCGCGUUGACAACACCGUCGAUACGAGUAACCUUAACCAUGUUAUCGAGGUCAAUACGACCAAAAAAUCCGCCCUUGUCGAGCCAAAUGUUCCCAUGGAUGCCCUCGUCGAAGCCACUUUGAAGCACGGGCUGAUCCCGCUUGUGGUAAUGGAGUUCCCUGGAAUCACCGUUGGAGGAGGCUUUUCCGGAACCUCCGGAGAGAGCAGCUCGUUUCGCUACGGCGCCUUUGAUACGACAAUUAGCUACAUUGAGAUUGUGCUUCCCGAUGGGACCAGUGCGAUUGCUUCAAAGACCGACAAGCCCGAUUUAUUCUGGGGUGCUGCAUCUGCCUUCGGGACCCUCGGUGUCGUGACGGCAUUGGAGGUCCAAUUGAAGGACGCAAAGAAAUACGUUGAACUGACGUACCGACUAUCAACCAAUCCAUCUGAAGCCGCAAACGACAUUCAAGAGCAGUGCGGGAAGGCGGACAAUGAUUUUGUCGAUGGAAUUGUCUAUUCAAUGGACUCGACUGUGAUAUGUGUCGGGCGGCUUGUUGACGAGCUUCCAACCGGAUCCACACCACGUCAUUUUACACGCCGCCAGGACAGGUGGUUUUACCAACACGUGGAAAAGGUUCAAAAAGAUUUGAAGAAGAAACCGUCGGUAACAGUGACCGACUAUAUCCCCAUCGUGGAUUAUCUCUUCCGAUAUGACCGAGCUGGAUUCUGGGUAGCGAAGUAUGCUUUCAAGUACUUCCUGACGCCCCUCAACCGAGUGACACGGUACAUUCUGGACCCUCUACUUCGAACUCGCGUUAUGUAUGCUGCUGGCCAAAAGAGCGGCCUCUUGGAUUACUACAUGGUACAAGACGUGGGAGUCCCCUACGAAAGCGUCGGCGAGUUCCAGACCUGGCUCCACGAACAACACAACAUCUAUCCUUUGUGGCUCUGCCCUUUGCGCCUCCAGCGCGACACUCCAGACUCUGGCUACGGCCUCCACUCGGAGUUUUCCAAGCCCGGAACGCCGGACCUCUUGAACUUUGGCAUCUGGGGCCCAAUCGCUGGGAAUCGCCGCGAUGCCAUCCACUCUAACCGCGCACUCGAGCAGAAGGUCGAGGUGUGUGGCGGCAAGAAAUGGCUCUACGCCCAAGCGUACUAUACUGAGGAUGAGUUCUGGAGGCAUUAUGACCGGGAGUCUUACGAUGCAUUAAGAUCAAAGUAUUCAGCAGAGUAUUUGCUGAGCGUCUAUGACAAAGUGAAGAUGGACGUUGAUGCGGUUGGUGAGGCGGCUAUGUCGUCAACCGUCCGAACGCAUUGGCCGACCCAGGGCUUGAAAGGAGUAUACAAGGCUCUUACUGGGGGCGAUUAUCUCUUGCAAAAGAAGAACGGCAACUCAGCGACGAAGGAAUCUGGAGGAACGCACUGAGAGAAGCCAGUAGUGGCUCGAUUGAUCAACCGUCUUUCCUGGGUUUACGUGGGGAUGGAAUGAUGUCGCAAUUUCGAGUAUUUUACUGUAAAAUAAUGCUGAUAAUAUUGAGACAGCCAGGUAUCUUAGCUGAUAGUAGCUGAUACAGCCCUGAGAGAGUUCUCCGCCGGGUCUUGUAUAUAGUUAGUUAGAGACACGAAAGGCUCAAGUAGUGUGUAGGGCAGGACAAAGAUUGACAUCCUAUGUAACAUUAGCCUAACUCACUACGUUCCGGAAAGCCGAAUUUGGCUACGAAUUGAGCUGAAACCUUUCGAGGCUGCCAGGAUUGGCUCGGCUGCGGAG
Ilyonectria robusta is the source of this 1981-nucleotide messenger RNA. RefSeq lists its product as uncharacterized. Gene Ontology annotation, biological process: steroid metabolic process. The record is from RefSeq and is a predicted model, not a curated record. NCBI's taxonomy places the organism in Eukaryota, Fungi, Ascomycota, Sordariomycetes, Hypocreales, Nectriaceae. Gene Ontology annotation, cellular component: cytoplasm; membrane. The transcript has a single exon. Gene Ontology annotation, molecular function: Delta24(24-1) sterol reductase activity; FAD binding. The coding region runs from base 20 to 1639 and encodes 539 amino acids.